Messenger RNA from Coregonus clupeaformis (lake whitefish), 2379 nucleotides. Its product is annotated as arrestin domain-containing protein 3. Gene Ontology annotation, cellular component: plasma membrane; cytoplasm. Gene Ontology annotation, biological process: protein transport. NCBI's taxonomy places the organism in Eukaryota, Metazoa, Chordata, Actinopteri, Salmoniformes, Salmonidae. Bases 56 to 910 code for a protein of 284 amino acids. The transcript is spliced from 5 exons. The record is from RefSeq and is a predicted model, not a curated record.
GUAGGCUAAGCUAGCGAAAAUUAGCUUCAGAAAAGUUCAUGUGAAGCAGUCGAAAAUGCCUUCAAUAAAAACGUUUAACUUGAGUUACGAUGUUAUUAAUGAACAUGACACAUUUUCCGAAGGCGACUGUAUAUCUGGAAUAAUUACUUUGGAGUUAAUAAAGGAAACCAAAGUGGAUAGGCUUUUCAUCAAAGCCAAAGGGGACGCAAAUGUCCAUUGGACGGAGCGUGCAAAAGACCGCACCAGGACUUACUCUGCUCACAAUAGAUAUUUCAAAUUGAAGACGUUUAUGAUUAAUGAAUCUCCUAAAGACAAUAUACUCCCCCCUGGGAUCCAUAGAUAUCCAUUUGGUUUCAAAAUUCCUGAGGGAAGCAUGCCAUCAUCCUUCAAGGGUCCUCAUGGCAAGAUAGUGUACAAACUGGAAGCCAAGCUGGUCAGGGGUUGGCUAAAGACACGCGACCUAGUGAAGGAAAUCACCUUUGUCUCCAAGGCUGACUUGAACCAUGUCCUACUAAUGUCUCCUCAGCAUGGUGUGAAGAACAAGUCAGUUGGUAUAUUCACCUCAGGACAUGUCACCAUGGAUGUCCACGUUGAAAGGAUGGGUUAUAUGCCAGGUGAGAUGGUGAAUAUCUGUGCAAACACCAAGAACAACUCCUCCCGUGACCUUAAGCCCAAAUUCAGUCUGAAGCAGAAAAUGACUUUCAUUGCUACUGGCAACACAAAGAUUGCAGAGCAGACAGUCUGCAAAGUAGUCAGAGAACCUAUCCCGUCCAACACCCGACAAAGUGUUGCUGGGUCAUUGAAGAUACCUGCUGACCAGGACUUGUCCAUCCUGAACUGUAACAUCAUAAGAGUAGAGUACAUACUAAAGGUACAUCCAAGUGUCAGGACAAUCACUUCAUAUUCCUAGUAUUAGACAGAAAGGUAACGCUUUAACGAUAAGCUUUAUGCUCAAGUGAUGCAUAUUAACUUGACAUUCGUAGUCACUAACACACGGAUCUCCCAUUGACGGUAGUGCAAAAAGGCAGGUCAGGCAUGUGCAUCUCAAGUUACGAUUUGGCUAAAGAGAUUUUGAUGAAUUCCCAAUACUCCUCCUUAACAUGCUGUUUGUUUUACAGGUAUACUUGGACGUUCCUCUUGCCACAGACCCUGAAGUCAAGUUUCCAUUGGUUAUUAUCCCUUCCUUCUUUCGGUCUGACCUAUCACCAGGCAGGCCUGUCCUCGGGUUUGAAAAAUUUGCGAAAGGUGGUCCAAGCAACAGUGACUUCCCUUCUGAUACAGCCUUUGGACCACAUUCUCCUGCCUCGAGUCCAGGGGGAAGCCUAUAUCGGUCUGUCCCACCAGUGUACCCUACCCCUGUAGCCAUGGGAGGAAGUUAUCACCCUGACCCACAGCAAACAUACCCAUACCAAACUCGCCUGUUAAUGCAUCCACCUCCAACUGCGCCACCAUUUCAUGCACCCCUGACUGCCCCGAUGAUGCUUUCACACACCUCUCCUCAAGAGACAGACCAACCCCCGUCGUAUUGUUCCCUCUUUCCUCCGUCAGCGACUGAAACAUAUCACCCUGAUACUCCAUAAACACUCAUCUUUGACAGACGCGAUGCAACUGAUCCACUCCCAGUGUGUCAUUGUUGCACACACCAACAGACCUGUAAACAGUAUGUUAGUGAAGGAACAAAAUGCCAGGUUUAAGUCAGUGUUUCAAGUCUAUAUCAUUUCUUUGUGUGUUUUGAACCAUAAAGAUUUUUUUUUUUAGACCUGCUUUUGAGUUCUGUCUUCCAGGAUUUGUGUCUGAUGCAACAUUUAUAAAAAUAUAUAUUUUUUUAAUGUAAUGCUCAGAUCACUCAUAUGGUGCCUUCUUGACUGCCUUUAUGAAUUAAUGUAAACGUAAUUAUUUUGCAAAAAAUUUUUUGACUCCAGGUUUGCCACCACAGUGCCCUUCAUUUGUUAAUGCAAAAUGCAUGCAGCAUUAAUUGCUCAGUAUUGUUGUGAUUUAAACCCCUGUACCAGGACACCUUUGCUAACACACAUUUGGUACCAAUGAUGUAUUCACUGAGAAAAUACAGUAUUGCACUACUACUGCUGUUGUUGUUGUUUAACUAAUUAAAUAUAUCACAGGAGGCAUAGGCCUACCCUCAUUUCAUUUAUUUAUUUACAGUGCGUGUGAUAUUGCAUUGUUUCUAUUCUAUUAUUAUAUAGGCUACAGGGGCAGACUCCUGUUACCUAUCACAUUCUUUGUUCACAGUUUGUUUAUGUCAGACAUUUUCAAGUCUGUUUCAUGUUAGCCUUCCAAUCAUCAUUAUUAGAUCAAUAUUCGGUUGCUGUUAGUUUUGCUGGCAUAUGACCUACUCCACAUAAAUGGCAAUUAUAAAUUGUA